Colletotrichum destructivum is the source of this 408-nucleotide messenger RNA. RefSeq lists its product as uncharacterized. The coding region runs from base 46 to 219 and encodes 57 amino acids. NCBI's taxonomy places the organism in Eukaryota, Fungi, Ascomycota, Sordariomycetes, Glomerellales, Glomerellaceae. The transcript is spliced from 2 exons. The record is from RefSeq and is a predicted model, not a curated record.
CUCGCUUUAAAACCUCAAGGCACCCUGCGCCGUCACGGUUAGUAGAUGCCCUCAGCGUCCGAAAGAAAGCGGUCAUACCACGGAAUCAUUUUCAAACGCUCCGGUAGGGCUCAUGAGCCCCAUUUCCUACCUGCAUCUUUCACCGGCCAACGAGUGAGCCUUGUCGCCUACCCAACGCCAGCGGAAUCCCACAUUACCAAGAUCAUCUUGAGUAUGUAAUGUUGUAUUUCAUAUCUAGUUCAAUGUGAGGAGGGGUAUCCGACCAGUUGAGAAAAGCGAGUGGGCCAAGCAACAACCACGGGGGAUGGAUUACUUCAGGCACUCCAUCCGCAAUUUCAUAUUCAAUCUCACUAUGUAGAUCUUUUUGCAAGACUCAGACAGACAGCCUGCUGGUAGGGGCCCAACAAC